Messenger RNA from Cladophialophora psammophila CBS 110553, 3210 nucleotides. RefSeq lists its product as uncharacterized. Gene Ontology annotation, molecular function: protein binding. The record is from RefSeq and is a predicted model, not a curated record. NCBI's taxonomy places the organism in Eukaryota, Fungi, Ascomycota, Eurotiomycetes, Chaetothyriales, Herpotrichiellaceae. The transcript is spliced from 2 exons. The coding region runs from base 1 to 3210 and encodes 1069 amino acids.
AUGGCUCUACUUUUGUUGCUCGCCGUCAUCUGGGCUUUCUCAUGGCUUCUGUGGCGUGCGUACCAGGUCCUCACGACACCGAAUGAGAUUCUAGUAGAGAAACUUGGCCUCGACAUCCCCCCCGCUCCGCUCCUGAUCCUGGAAGAAAUCUCCACGUCCGAGCUUUAUUUGACUUGGAAACAUGCAGAACCAUCUUCCUCCAUUCAAGAGCACUAUGUGGAGCUUAAUGGCGUCGUUAUCGGGACCACGAAGAAGAGCGAGAUGGGCGCCGUCAUAUCUAGCCUUCGUCCAGGCACCAAAUAUGCCAUUCGCGUCUUCUGCGUCAGCACUGGCACUUUUCAGACCCCUAGCGCUCCCUUCCACGUGCGCACCCCCAAUCUUCCCGAGGGGAAGGAGGCUCCCGAAUCGAUCCCGACGGUCAGAGGGGUUUCUGUGCGAAACGCUUCAACCACCACGCCUUUAGCUGCGCCCUCCAUGACCCGCGACUUGAGUGGAGGACAGCCCAUGGGGAGAAGAGGCACAAACGGCCGCAGACCAUCUCCGGGUGGCCAUGGCACCGAUGCGCAGGGUCAAGAUGCAGGGUCAAGAGCCGAGGAGGAAGAAGUGGACGACGAUCUUGCCGAGUUGUCACAACGGUUCCAAAAAGUUCAACAAGACAUCGAGGCGGUCGAGGCUCAGAUACAAGAAGAGGACCGGGAGUUCGAGCUUGCCAUGAAGGAGCUGGAAGCUCGCCGUGACGAAUUGAAACAGAGUCUCAAAGAGCGGGAUGAAGUCAGCAAUGACCUUCGCAAACAAGUGCACAAGGCGGAGACGCUCAGUCGGACAGCUCAAAACGAGAAGACCAAGAAAGAACGGUUAUUACAGCAGAAGGAGAAUCAGCGGAGGAAGAGGAAGGAUGACAUCUCUCGGUGGGAAGAGGCUACCGCUGCAAUGAAGGAGGAAAUUGCUGGUAUUGAGAAGCAGAAGGCUGCAAUUGAACGCAGAACGCAGUCCGAGCUUCGCGAAAUGCGCAGGAAAAUUGAAGAGGAACAGAAGGAGGUCGCAAUGUUGGAGGAGGACAACAAAGAGAAAGCACUGCAGAUCAAAGCUUUGGAAGAGGAACGCAAACUGCAGAAUGCCGACGAGGAGACGGACGAAACUAGAGAAGCCGAUCGUCUCGACCGCGAGCGUGAUAUGAGAUGGCGGGCAAAAUACGAUGGUCUGCAGCAAACCUAUACCCGGCUGUGGAACGACCUGCAAUUGGCCAACCAGCAAGUCAACUACACCAGGGAACAGAUAAAUCAGCUUGAGGCGCGGCGAGCGAAUUCGAUGGCAUUCGCACCCAUUGUACCGCUGGAUAUGGACGCCAUUCGACGGGGAGUGAGACCUAUCCGACGAGCAAGGCCGGCGGGUUCUCUUGGGAGCAGCAUCUCCUCGCCGCGGGGACCGUUUGCUGGGCCUGAGCCUUUCCCCUCGGGGUUGCAGUACACCUCUGCUCCCACCUCUUCUCCUACAGCAACUGCGCCGAGUUAUUUCAACCCGCAGAACGGGAUGACGCUGGCAAUGCCUAUGGAGAUGGCCCCUUCAACCCACGAUGACCCAGACGCCAUAUCUUCAAUCCCAAUGAGUCCUCGGGCUGACUCACUCCUUCCAGCUGAUCUACUUGGUGAUGAGUCUGCCGAUGAUUUUCCCGAAGCAGAUCUGCCGCGGCAGAAAGAGAAAACUGAGACAGGCACAACGCCUUUUCCUACGAUAGGGUCGCCCGUAUUGCACCCCGAUAGCGGUCGAACCGAAUCUCCUAGUGUUGGUUCUUCCUCUGGUAGGUCGUUCUCAAGUCCCAUUCAAACAUCUGCGCCUCCCGAAGGCGACGAGAAGUCGUCAAACUCUGGGAAGAAAUCAGAGGAGCCGUCUGAAGAAGAUGAGGUGAUUCAGCAACCAAAGAAACCCAAGUAUACCUCCAUGUCAUCCAUGUUCGGCCUCAAUCGUCAGCGAGGAAAGACUCUUGCCGAUCAACCACCCCCUCUUGGAUCUCUCAAGCCUAGUCAGAGUCAGUCCUUUCCAAGAAAUGUAGAAGAGUUCGAUCCGAGGCUAGAAACCAAAAGGCGGCUAAGCUACGGUGGAAAUUGGGCAUUCCCGGGAUCGACCCUCUUAAACAGCAACGGCACACCGGAAGAGAAAGAGCCAGCAAUUUCCCGCUUUGCUGCGACCCGGCGUGCCUUUGGAUUGGGCGGAUUUGGAAAGUCGGCUGCCGCUUCAGCGAACUACGAUCCUUUUGCCAUGAGGUCGGCAUCCUUCGACCCAGGACUGCGCGGUGACACUUCAUCUCCACGGCCAUCAUCGACUUAUUCCUUCGACAAAAUGCCACGACCGUCAAUGGAAAGCCAGUUUCGUGCGUGGAAUGACAAAUCGGCGCUGCGAAACAGUCCUUUGGCUCCAGACUGGGGUUCACUCCAUUCUUUUUCUCGUAGCCACUCACGGCGUCCUUCCAUUGUUUACGGAUCGACCAGCAAUCUCUCCCUUCCACAUGGGGACGAGGAAGUGGUCGAGCCAGAUCGGAAACCCACUCGUCCUCUCCAGGCGCCCAUCGGCACGCGGCCCGCGUCUUCUCAACAAUCUUCGACUCCGAAACUGAACCCAGCUGCUCCAUCAUUCACUACCCUCUUUAGCAGGCGGAGUGAGAAAUCCAAGGACAAGGACAAAAACAAGGCAAAAGAGUCGAAAGAGAAGGUGAACGACAUAGAAGCAGGCUCCCCCCCUGAAUCGCGAAAGUCAAAGGAUACCAACUCCAUCGCAGCGACCGUCUCCACCCUCGAGUCUGACACGCUCGAUAGAACCCAGUCUGGGACUAGCGCUCAUUUGUCCGUUGAGAACACACCGGUCAAACCGACGUUCAUCUCCAAAAUCACGCGCAAAGCCAGCAGCAAUAAGUUUGGAAGCUGGAAGGAUAAAGGCGGCUUGUUCUCUAGAAAGGAGGCAUCUGCUCCGAAUGGUGAGAACGAAGAGGAACAAGGGUCAACGGAACAUCUCGGAAGGAGUUUGGAAAGCACCUCGACGACCCCGAGCGCGGAGGAGAAGAAGACGAGUAGAACGAGUCUGAGCAAUUGGAAUUUUAUGCGCAAGAACAAAAAAGGGCUGAAGGAGGACCUGACAGCAAGCGAGAUUAGCGAGAGCAGCGAGCGGGCGAGCGAGGCCGAGGAAGUGGAGGAGAGAGAAGAGGAUGAACAGGCAUGA